This is a messenger RNA of Scomber scombrus (Atlantic mackerel), 7616 nucleotides long. It is a transcript of the gene tpp2, whose product is annotated as tripeptidyl peptidase 2. The transcript has 29 exons. The record is from RefSeq and is a predicted model, not a curated record. Bases 6 to 3830 code for a protein of 1274 amino acids. Gene Ontology annotation, cellular component: cytosol. Gene Ontology annotation, molecular function: tripeptidyl-peptidase activity; serine-type endopeptidase activity. NCBI's taxonomy places the organism in Eukaryota, Metazoa, Chordata, Actinopteri, Scombriformes, Scombridae. Gene Ontology annotation, biological process: proteolysis.
UGAUCAUGGCUGCUCACUCUACCGAAGAACCGUUCCCCUUUCACGGGCUGCUCCCCAAAAAAGAAACCGGCGCCGCGUCUUAUCUCACCAGGUUCCCCGAGUACGAUGGCCGAGGGGUGCUUAUCGCUAUCCUGGACACCGGCGUGGAUCCCGGGGCCCCCGGCAUGCAGAUCACAACUGAGGGGAAGCCAAAGAUCGUCGACAUUAUCGACACAACAGGCAGCGGUGACGUGAACAUGACCACGGUGGUGGAGCCUAAAGAUGGGACAAUCACUGGCCUCUCUGGGAGAACACUUAAGAUCCCUCCUGCCUGGGUCAAUCCAUCAGGGAAGUAUCGCAUUGGAGUUAAAAAUGGAUAUGAGUUCUUCCCCAAGGCUCUUAAAGAAAGAAUACAGAAAGAAAGAAAGGAGAAGGUGUGGGAUCCACCACACAGAGCAGCACUUGCUGAGGUCUCUCGCAGGACAGAAGAAUUUGACCUCACACACCCAACACCCUCCCAGAUAGAGAAGUUGCAGAAGGAAGAGCUGCAGAGUCAGUCAGAGCUGCUAGCAUCUCUAGAAAAGAAGUACAGUGAUCCUGGUCCUGUAUAUGACUGUGUGCUGUGGCAGGACGGUGUCACAUGGAAAGCUGUGAUGGACACUUCUGAGUGUGGAGAUCUGUCGCAGUGCACAGUGCUGAGCUCCUACAGAGAGUCACAAGAGUAUGCCACGUUAGGAAAUGCUGAGAUGCUGAACUACUCUGUGAAUAUUUAUGAUGAGGGAAACACACUCUGCAUCGUCACCAGUGGAGGUGCUCAUGGGACACAUGUGGCAAGCAUUGCAGCAGGUUACUUCCCAGAGGAACCGGAGCGUAAUGGUGUUGCUCCUGGUGCCCAAAUCCUGGCUGUGAAGAUUGGAGACACCCGCCUCAGCACCAUGGAAACAGGCACAGGGCUCAUCCGCGCGAUGAUUGAAGUAAUCAACUACAAGUGUGACCUAGUAAACUACAGCUAUGGGGAAGCCACCCACUGGCCCAAUUCAGGGAGAAUUUGUGAGGUGAUCACGGAGGCUGUGCAGAAGCACAAUGUGGUAUUUGUUUCAAGUGCAGGAAACAACGGUCCGUGCCUCUCCACAGUCGGCUGCCCAGGAGGAACCACAAGCAGUGUCAUAGGUGUUGGAGCCUAUGUGACCCCAGACAUGAUGGUGGCUGAGUAUUCCCUGAGGGAGAAGCUGCCUCCCAACCAGUACACCUGGUCGUCUAGAGGUCCCAGUACAGACGGAGCUCUGGGUGUCAGCAUCAGUGCCCCCGGUGGCGCCAUCGCAUCUGUACCCAACUGGACUCUCCGUGGUACCCAGCUGAUGAACGGCACAUCCAUGUCGUCUCCUAAUGCCUGCGGCGGCAUCGCGCUAGUCCUGUCAGGACUGAAACAGAAUGGGAUUCGUCCCUCUGCUCCUGCGGUGAGGAGAGCGCUAGAAAACACGGCUCUGAAGGUUGAUGACAUUGAGGUGUUUGCACAGGGCCACGGAAUAAUCCAGGUGGACAAGGCAUUAGACUACCUCACUCAAAACGCCUCUUUACCCACAAGCCACCUAGGCUUCUCAGUAACUGUGGGAUCGCAGAGAGGCAUCUACCUCAGGGACCCAGCCCAAGUUCUUUCACCCUCAGAUCAUGGAGUAGGAAUUGAACCCAUCUUUCCAGAAAACACCGGAAACUCUGAGAGAAUCUCCUUGCAGCUGCACUUGGCCCUCACAUGCACCGCCCCAUGGGUGCAGUGCCCCUCCCAUCUAGAACUGAUGAACCAAUGUCGUCAUGUCAAUGUCCGCAUUGAUCCGGUGGGGCUGAGAGAGGGAAUGCACUACACAGAGGUUUGUGGUUACGAUACAGCAGCACUUGGCUCUGGCCCCCUGUUCAGAGUUCCCAUCACAGUCAUUAUCCCAACCAAAGUGACAGAUAAUCGUAAUCAUGAGGUGUGUUUCACAGACGUCCACUUCAGACCAGGGCAGAUCAGACGCCACUUUAUCACUGUUCCUCAGGGAGCCUCCUGGGCAGAGAUCACACUGACUUCUCAUUCUGGAGACGUGUCGUCAAAGUUUGUUCUCCAUGCGGUGCACCUGGUCAAACAGAAAGCGUACAGAGCUAAUGAAUUCUAUAAGUUUUCUUCACUUUUGGAAAGAGGCUCACUCACUGAGGCGUUCCCUGUGCUGUCAGGGAGGAUAGUUGAGUUGUGCAUUGCACGCUGGUGGGCGAGCCUGGGCGACGUCACGGUGGACUACAGCAUCUUGUUCCACGGACUCAACACUUCUCCUUCACCCGUGCACAUACAUGCCUCAGAGGGAGUGACGAGUUUCGAUGUGGCAUCGCCUCUGAGGUACGAGGAGGUGUCCCCCGCUAUCACCCUCAAGUCAUGGGUUCAGCCCCUCAGGCCUCUAAGUUCUAAGAUAAAAGCUUUGGGAAUGAGGGAUGUUCUCCCAAACAACAGACAACUCUACGAGAUUGUCCUCACCUACAGCUUUCACCAGCCAAAGAGUGGAGAAGUUACUCCCAGCUGUCCCAUGCUGUGUGAACUGCUGUACGAGUCUGAGUUUGACAGUCAGCUCUGGAUGCUGUUUGAUCAGAACAAGAGACUACUUGGCUCAGGAGAUGCCUACCCACACCAGUAUUCUCUGAAGCUGGAAAAGGGCGACUACACAGUGCGUCUGCAAGUGCGCCAUGAGCAGUCCAGCGAGCUGGAGCGCCUCAAGGACCUGCCGUUUGUGGUUUCCCACCGUCUGUCCACCACCCUCACUCUAGAUGUGUAUGAGACGCACCGUGCGGCCCUCAUGGCCAAAAAGAAGGCCAACUCUGUCACCUUAUCCCCGGGCGCCGCACAGCACUUCUACGUCACAGCCCUGCCAGAUGACAAGAUCCCAAAAGGGACGAGUCCAGGAUGCUAUCUUUCAGGAUCCAUUGUUGUUCCCAAGAGCGAGUAUGGCAAGAAAGCAGGGCAGGCCUCUGCAAAACGACAAGGAAAGUUUAAAAAGGACAUUGUACCAGUCAUCUACCACUUAAUUCCUGCGCCUAACAAAACAAAGAAUGGAGGGAAGGAGAAAGACAAAGAAGGAGACAAAGAGAAAGACGUGAAGGAGGAGUUUGCAGAAGCCAUGAGAGACUUAAAGAUUCAGUGGAUGACAAAGCUGGACUCCAGUUCACUUUAUGAUGAACUCAAGGAAAACUACUCAGAUUACCUUCCCCUGCAUGUGCAAAGACUGCACCAGCUGGACUCUGAAAAGGAACGUGUGAAACGUCUGAGGGAGGUGGUAUCAGCAGCCGACAUCGUCAUCUCGCACAUUGACCAGACGGCCUUGGCUGUUUACUUCACCAUGAAGACAGACCCCCGACCGGAUGCUGCUUCCAUCAAGACCGAUAUGGAGAAACAGAAGUCGUCUCUGCUGGAUGCUCUGUGUAGGAAGGGCUGCGCUCUGGCUGACCAGCUCCUGCUGCCUCAAGACAGUGCCGGUGCUGUCUCCACGGGACAAGCUGCAGGAGAGGAUGCUGUCGAACAGAUGGCCAGCAGUUCUGACGACAGCCUGCAUGACGUGGCUAAAGCCCUGACUGACACAUUUUGGGAGGUGCAGAAGUGGGCAGAGCUGACUGACUCCAAGGUGUUGAUGUUUUCACACAAACAUGCUCUGGUGAACAAGAUGUACGGCCGGGCCUUAAAAUACGCCUCAAAGAUGGUGGAGGAGAAGCCCACCAAAGAGAACAUGAAGAACUGUAUCCAGCUCAUGCGACACCUCAGAUGGACGCACUGUGCCAACUUCAGUGAGAACUGGCUCCCUGUCAUGUACCCUGCAGAAUACACCCCAUUCUAGACACACACCACACCCACACACACACACUCAUGCACGAGCAGUACAUACAUGAUCCAUUACACAGUAACUUCGAUAUCACAUCCCUCAGGGUCACAUGGUCUAUGCAUCUGACCAACCAGCUGCUUCCUGAGAUUUUUUUUCUUUGCUUUUAAAUUCAGAUGUAGGUGAACGCCAAAAUGAGGGAUAACACUUGAGUAUAAUUGUUUGAUGGAUUAUAGGACAUUUGAAUGCCACCAACAGCAAAAUGGCAAAUAAUUCAGUUUCUCAUUUUUAAUUUUUGUUUUAUUGUAAAAACUCUUGAUGAGGUUCAUUGAUGCUGUCACUCAGUCUUUUCUUUGUUGGGUGUUUUCUUCAUUUUUGAGUCACCUACACAUUUGGAGGCUUUUUACAUCCACCCAUUCACAGCUGUCUGAACUCCAUAUCGCAUAAGUAACCUUGUUGUCUCGUGUAUAUGCUGUAUAAGGGCCAGUAUGGACACCACGGAUACUUCACAAAUCUUUUAAAAAAUAACUAUGACUCUAGUCACCUUCAACACACAUAAAAAACUCAUACUGGCCAUUAUGAUACUUCAGUGAGAAGACAGGAGGACUCGCUGCUGCACGAUUUUCGGACAUACGAGGGCAUGCAGAGUCUGCCUGGUUCCUGAAUUAAAAGGGAGGCUUCGGUAGAACUUAAAGUAUUUUUGUUUGUUUUCUGAUCAGUUGUUUCAGUCAGGCCGGGCUGUAAAGUAAAUGUUUAGUCUUGUCUUUUUUUUUUAGGCUUCGACUCAACCCGAGUACACAAUUUCACAACACAAAAACAGCUGAGGUGCCUUUCUACAUGUACCUUAUAAUUUUUGACAGGAGGAAAAAAAAGAAAGCAGUGGGAAAAGGGUUUUGACCCCCUGAAGCUGCAGAAUCAGUAGCGUUUUUAACACCAGUCAACACCCAACCACUUGCAGUCAUUUCACCCAUCAGCCUUUGGUGUCAAAUGUGGGUUUAAAAUCAGCAGUAUCAGCAGUAUGAUGCGUCUGUGCACUGAAUGCAGGCCAUCAGUGACCUGUCAGGUGAAGGAAAAGCCACAACCAGACUUUCUCAACUUCCACUCACCGCUAAAGGCGUUUCCACCAACUUCAUACAGCUGAGUGACCCAAACCGCACAUUUGACGACCAUCCAACAGACCUCACUAACACACCAGAUGCAGCUGCAUUCAGUUGUGAGCAGUAGUAGGAUGUUCAGAACAGAUUUCUAUGUAUGUUCACACAGUAUUAGAGACAUUUCUCUGCAGCAUUCAAAAUGUUGCACUUGUACACAGUGUCAUAAAAUAAUGUACAUACACACAUAACAUAAAAAAUAUUAAGAUGCAAUAGGUAUAUAAUACAAAUAUUAUUCUAAUUGAUGUAUUUUGCAUAUAUGCAUGUCUUUUAGGAUGUAAGGAAAAAGAAUAGUUUUAUUUGGAAGCAGAUUUUAGUUUGUUUCAAUUUCAAAGAUUUUUAAUCCCAAACAAGAUUGUUAUUUUCAUGAGUGCGUUUGUGAAUGACUUUGUGUGUAUUUGUGGACACAUUUUGUUUACAUGGAUAUUUUCUCCCAACUGAACUGAAAUGAUAAUUAAAAGCCAUUUUUAGAGGGUAAAACAUAAGUGACACCCCCCUCUGCCCAAAACAAAAAAAAGUUACCUUAAUGGACCAUACUGGUAGUUUUGCAUCUUUUUAUCUGAUUACCCUAGAAAUUUCAUGUAUUUUGAAUCACAUCAUAUAAUUUUUGCAAAUUUUGUUUUAGAUUUUUGGUGUGUUUUUCUGUUUGUUUCAUUCAUUUCUUUACAAUACAAUACUAUUAACAGACUUUUGAAAAUUGCUUGUAUUGUAUAAAUGAAUUUAUACAACACAGUGUAUACAAUAAAUGUGUCAAUGCAGUUACAUUGCAUUGAUUUCAAAAGUCGUCAGCACUGUAAUCUUUACGCUGCAAAGAUCAUGCAACUCUUGAUGUAAUGUUCACUUUGAUAGAUGACUUGAUCUAAUUUUAGUUUUUUCAUGCCAUAAAGAAAUGAAUAGAAACCAGUCUGUGUGAAACUGUAGUAAGAAAUGCAUGUAUUUCUAAAUGCUCAGCAAAGAUGUAAAAAUACAUGAUUUUUAGUUAACCAGCAGAACUUGUGAAACACUGGUAUGGUCCCUAAACAUAUCUCACCCGAAUUAUGUGACGAAUGAUGACACAUCUGUUAUAUAUUCAACUUUUAUCAUUUACGUAAAUAAAUCUUGUGAUUUCCUGUCAAGUCUGUAGAAUGACCAGCUUAAACAAAGAAUGAUUUUACUAUGAGACAUUAAUGUGAUGACAGAGUUUUAAAAGAAUUGAACAUCAUAACAAUGUUGAUUAGACAAAGAAAAAUGGUUUGUCCUUGAAUGGUUCCAAACAUGGGGCCUCUUGUGGUCAAGAGGUCGAGACGCCGUCCAUGAACCGCAACGUCCUCGCUUGUGUCGAGCUGGGGAAAGUAGAUCUAACUAACAGACUUGCAUUACUUUUCAUGACACACUCACUUGGUUAGGUUUAAGUAUGAAGAGGGCGAUGGUUAGGGUUAGGUCGGAGGUAUACUUGCUUUUAACUGAAGCCCCCAGGUACAGCGCUGGGCUUUGAAGCCAAAUCGUGUAAUUGCAACAUCAUGUGAUACUAUUGGUCCCAGAAGGGCUUUUCCCCCCAUAGACUUACAUUGUGAGAGAGACAUCUGUAAAUCAGUGGAUACAUAUUAACCCUGUGAAAUGACUUGUUUCACUAUCAGAAUUUGCAUCGCAUUUUUGAAAAUCUAGAAGAUCUGCAGGAUUUAAUCGUUUUGACCCCCAUUCAAGUUAGUCCGAAGUUGUUGUGUAGUUAAGUGGGUGUGUCGUCAAAGUCUGCAAGACUGCAAUUACACCCUUAUCAGCUGGGGAGCUUUGUUGCAUGUCGUUCCCCUUUCCUCUCACCUGUCUUUUCCUAUAAUGAGGGCAUAAGAAGUCCCCAAAAAUCAUUAUUUAAAAAAAGGUUUGAGUUUGAUAACCACUAGUCUAAAUAAAAUGACUCUAACAUUUGGUGACGCCCCUCCUGGAUGUGGAAGGUGCAAGAUUAAGAAUGUAAAAGCAGUUGCUUUAAGCCAAGGCCUUUCACCCUCAUGAAAGUAAAGAAUCUUUUCUGGGAUAACUAGACACACAGCCCAUCAGUGGUCACAACUCAUGUUUACCCAGGGGUAGGAACACCUUGCGUUUCUGUUUUUAGCAGCGACUUGUGUGCACUUUCUGCAGUGGCCUCAGCACAGGCAUCUCCAAGUGCUCAGCGGUUUACUGGAGUCAGUUUGCAAACUUCAAUCACCUACAGUAAUCUUUUUUGACUUCUUUCAUUUUCUGUGUUCCUGGUCCUCUUUCUCCGUCCUGUGUUUGGGUCUUGGUUCAGACAGACGUUAACGUUCAGGGCUCAGCUGUCUAAAGUACGCGUUGCCAAUGACAGUCUCUCCGAAAAUGGCCUUAACUUUCACCACAGGACUGUAAACCGUCCAUUUCUGGCACCAAACAGAAUUCUCAUAUCUGUCGUUCUCACUCUGCUGGUGUCAGGAAAGACUUGCUUCGUCUGGAUGUUGAGUGUUUAUAUUUAUAGUCAUAAAAUCUAGUAAAUGCCAAUAUUUUACAGAAUGUUAUGAGAUAAGGUUGUAUGCUUUUAGUGUUAUUUUAUACCCAUUCUUCCUCGAUGAUGUGUGGAAAAGACCUGAGCUACUGUCACUCUAUUUUGUGGUCACAUGGAAUUAAGUCACAAACAAGGAAAAUGACACUGAAUAAACAUUUGGAAGAA